Molecule: messenger RNA, 894 nt
Organism: Microplitis mediator
Lineage: Eukaryota; Metazoa; Arthropoda; Insecta; Hymenoptera; Braconidae
Gene: EMC4
Product: ER membrane protein complex subunit 4
Exons: 3
Coding region: 149-679 (176 amino acids)
Biological process (GO): protein folding in endoplasmic reticulum
Cellular component (GO): EMC complex
Source: RefSeq, a predicted model, not a curated record
UUAACAAAAUUGUAAUGGUCAAUUGCAGAUGAAUAUAUAUUUUUUUAAAUAUAUAUAUAUUGUUAUACAUAAAUAUAAAAAUUAAUAUAUAGUAAUAAAUAAACCAAUUAGUAGUUAAUAUAAAAAUAAUAAAUAAAUAUAAAUAGAAAUGUCGUCGUCAUCAAAACAAAAUCCGAAAAAGUUUAAAUGGAAUUUAGAUUUUGCUCAUAAAAAUAAAUCGGAUAAAAAUGCUGAUUUACCGAACCCACCAGGUUAUAAUUCUGGAGGUGCAUUGUAUCAUAGUAUGGAAAAUUUACGUGAAAAUGAUUCAAAUCAUUUGAUAAUCAAGAAAUCAUGGGAUUUAGCACUAGGACCAUUGAAACAAGUGCCCAUGAAUUUGUUUAUUAUGUUUAUGGCGGGUAAUUCUAUAUCAAUAUUUCCAAUUAUGAUGGUUGGAAUGCUUAUUAUUAGGCCAGUAAAAGCAUUAUUUACAUUGCAACCAACAUUCAAAGUAAUUGAAGGAACGAAUGCAUAUCCCCAAAAAUUUGUAUUUUUAUUAGGACAAUUAGUUAAUAUCGGCUUAGCACUUUAUAAGUGUCAAUCAAUGGGUCUACUGCCUACACAUGCAUCAGACUGGCUAGCAUUCGUUGAACCACAAGCAAGACUUGAAUACUCUGGUGGUGGUUUUAUUUAUGCAUAAUUAACUAUUUAAAUAAAUUAAUAAAUGAAUAAAUAACAUUUUUAAUUAUCUCUAUCAAUUAAAUAAUUACAGAACAACUUAAUUCAUCAAUAAAUGUAAAUGUUUUACUAUUCAACAGUCUAUCAUUACAAAAAAUUAAAUUAUAAUAAAUCAAUAGAUUUGUAUCUACCGAAUUAUUUCGGGCAAAUUUAUAUUUCAAAAAAAAUAAAAAGAAA